GUCGUGAGUGGUUACGAUUUCUUUCUUCAAUUUUCGUAAACUUCUAGGGAAGGAGAGGGGAGAUAGGGAAGUGGGAAAGGGGGAAACCCUAGAUUCGAUCUCCAUUCGAUUUGGUUCGUUCUCGAAUCGAAGCGAUGGUGUUCUACUUCAAAGCCCGACCUGAUGCUGGCGACUACACCAUCUUCAUGGGGCUUGAUAAGUUCGAGAACGAGGAGCUCAUCAAGUACGGCUUCCCCGAAGACGUCUGGUUUCAUGUGGAUAAAAUGUCGUCAGCUCAUGUUUACUUGAGGCUUCAUAGGGGCCAAAGUUUUGAUGACAUUAGUGAAGGUGUGCUGGAGGACUGUGCUCAGCUUGUGAAAGCUAACUCCAUUCAAGGCAACAAGGUGAACAACGUUGAUGUUGUGUACACUCCGUGGUCCAACUUGAAGAAAACUGCCUCGAUGGAUGUUGGUCAAGUUGGUUUCCACAAUUCAAAGAUGGUCCGGACGAUCAGAGUGGAGAAGCGAGUCAACGAAAUAGUUAACAGAUUGAACAAAACAAAAGUUGAAAGAACACCUGAUCUGAGAGCCGAGAGAGAAGCAGUGAAUGCUGCAGAAAGAGCAGAGAGGAAACAACAUCUGAGGGAGAAGAAGAAACGUGAAGAGAUUGAUAGGCUUGAGAAGGAGAGGCAAGCAGAGAUGAGGAGUUACAAGGGGCUAAUGGUGACUGAUAAAAUGACAUCCAACAAAGACAUUGCUUCAAGCAACAAAUCGCUUCAAGAACUGGAAGAUGAUUUCAUGUAAAAGCUCUGAAGAAAUGAGAAAAAAACAAACCAAGUCGGUAACAUUCAGCCAGAGGUGAUCUGGUACUGUCCUUCAAAGAAGGCUUAUGAUGUUCAUACUAGCCUUAAUUAUGAUGAUGAUGGUUGUCCGGUUUUAUGUUUUUCUUUCAAAAAGUCUUGAAGACCUAAAACCCUAAUCUGGUACUUGGACUACUUGGUCCAUUGAAAUGUUUCAAAAGAUUGGAUCUGAUCUGUGAGAAAAAAAGAGCAUUAUAUAUUCUAUAACA
Molecule: messenger RNA, 1047 nt
Organism: Capsella rubella
Lineage: Eukaryota; Viridiplantae; Streptophyta; Magnoliopsida; Brassicales; Brassicaceae
Product: coiled-coil domain-containing protein 25
Exons: 6
Coding region: 135-782 (215 amino acids)
Source: RefSeq, a predicted model, not a curated record